CUCCGUAGUCCUGACGGUGGCGCUGGAGAGCAGGUUGACGUUUGUUCCAUGCAGCUCUAUGGUAGCGGUGAAGGUCUCCCGGAAGUGAUAUAGGCAACCAAUGAAAUGCUUCUCAUGUUGUGAAGUAGGGGGAGCUCACGUGUAGAUGAAGAGUGGGGUGACGGCUGGAGCACGGGGGCAACAUGAAGGAGCAAUUCAGGGAAACCGAUGUGGCGAAAAAGAUAAGCCACAUUUGUUUUGGAGUAAAGUCUGCAGAGCAGAUGAGACAGCAGGCACACAUUCAGGUGGUAAGCAAGAGCCUGUACAGCCAAGACAACAGCCGCACACCUUUGUCUUAUGGAGUACUGGAUCAUCGCAUGGGUACAAGUGAGAAGGACCGACCUUGCCAGACUUGUGGGAAAAACUUGGCAGAUUGUUUGGGUCACUAUGGUUACUUAGAUUUGGAGUUACCUUGCUUCCAUGUAGGAUACUUUAAAGCGGUCAUUGGAAUUUUACAGAUGAUCUGUAAAACUUGCUCCCACAUCAUGCUGACUUUAGAAGAGAGAAAACUGUUUUUGGACUUCCUAAAGAAGCCAGGCCUCACCUACCUGCAGAAGAGGGGCUUAAAGAAGAAAAUUUCAGAUAAAUGUCGCAAGAAGACAAUUUGUCUGUAUUGUGGUGCUUUUAAUGGGCCAGUAAAGAAGUGUGGCUUACUUAAAAUUAUCCAUGAAAAAUACAAGACCACCAAAAAAGUAAUAGACCCUCUGGUGUCCCAGUUCCUACAGUCCUUUGAUACAGCAAUAGAGCACAACAAGGAAGUAGAAGCAUUGCUGGCGCGCGCACAGGAAAAUCUAAACCCACUUGUGGUGCUUCAUGUUCUGAGACGUAUCCCAGAUGAAGACGUUCCUCUGUUACUAAUGAACCCCGACGCUGCUAAACCAUGUGACCUUAUUCUCACAAGGCUUCUGGUUCCCCCACUCUGCAUUCGUCCCUCUGUUAUCAGUGAUCUGAAAUCUGGAACUAAUGAAGAUGAUCUCACAAUGAAGUUGACAGAAAUCAUAUUCUUAAAUGAUGUAAUCAAGAAGCACAGAAUCUCAGGAGCAAAAACCCAGAUGAUUAUUGAAGACUGGGAUUUCCUACAGCUUCAGUGUGCUUUAUACAUCAAUAGUGAACUAUCUGGAAUUCCCAUGAAUAUGGCUCCCAAAAAAUGGACACGUGGUUUUGUUCAAAGGCUAAAGGGAAAACAAGGUCGAUUUAGAGGAAACCUUUCUGGUAAAAGAGUGGAUUUCUCUGGUCGUACUGUAAUUUCUCCAGACCCAAAUCUACGUAUAGAUGAGGUGGCGGUUCCUGUUCAUGUUGCAAAAAUUUUGACAUUUCCUGAAAAGGUUAACAGCGCAAAUGUCCAUUUAAUGCGGAAACUCGUCCAGAAUGGACCAGAUGUUCACCCAGGAGCCAACUUUAUUCAACAGAGACAUACCCAAAUGAAAAGAUUUCUGAAAUAUGGUAACCGAGAGAAGAUAGCUCAGGAGUUGCGGUAUGGAGACAUCGUGGAGAGGCACCUCAUAGAUGGAGAUAUUGUUCUCUUUAAUCGACAACCAUCCCUGCACAAGCUCAGCAUCAUGGCUCAUAUAGCCAGGGUGAAACCGCAUAGAACUUUCCGUUUCAAUGAAUGUGUCUGCACACCCUACAAUGCUGAUUUUGAUGGUGAUGAAAUGAAUCUACAUCUUCCUCAGACCGAAGAAGCCAAGGCAGAGGCAUAUGUGUUGAUGGGGACUAAAGCCAAUCUUGUGACACCACGUAAUGGGGAGCCACUGAUUGCUGCGAUUCAGGACUUUCUUACAGCUGCCUAUCUCCUUACGCUUAAAGACACAUUUUUUGACCGUUCCAAAGCAUGUCAGAUCAUUGCAUCUAUUCUGGUGGGAAAAGAUGAGAAAAUUAAAGCUCGCCUUCCACAUCCAUCUAUUCUGAAGCCUGUUGUUUUGUGGACUGGAAAGCAGAUCUUCAGCAUUAUUUUGCAACCAAGUGUGGACAGUCCAGUCCGUGCUAACCUAAGGACCAAGGGCAAGCAGUACUGUGGUAAAGGGGAAGAUCUGUGCCACAAUGAUUCUUAUGUUACAAUUCAGAACAGCGAGCUAAUGUCUGGAACCAUGGACAAAGGGACUCUGGGUUCUGGCUCAAAGAAUAAUAUUUUCUACAUACUUCUGCGAGACUGGGGACAGCUUGAGGCUGCCAAUGCUAUGUCACGUCUUGCAAGAUUGGCACCUGUUUAUCUCUCAAAUCGAGGCUUCUCUAUCGGAAUUGGAGAUGUCACUCCGGGUCAAGGUCUGUUAAAAGCUAAACAGGAUCUUUUAGAUGCCGGCUACAAGAAGUGUGAUGAAUACAUUGAGGCACUAAAUACUGGAAAACUCCAGCAGCAGCCUGGCUGCAGUGCAGAGGAAACUCUAGAGGCUUUGAUUUUACGUGAGCUGUCGGUAAUCAGAGACCAUGCGGGAAGUGCCUGUUUGAGAGAACUGGAUAAGAGCAACAGUCCACUUAUCAUGGCCUUGUGUGGAUCUAAAGGGUCAUUUAUUAAUAUCUCUCAGAUGAUUGCAUGCGUGGGCCAGCAGGCUAUCAGUGGCUCGCGUGUCCCUGAUGGCUUUGAGAACCGAUCUUUGCCACAUUUUGAGAAGCAUUCAAAGCUUCCAUCAGCUAAGGGGUUUGUGGCAAACAGCUUCUAUUCAGGACUGACACCUACAGAAUUUUUCUUCCAUACUAUGGCUGGACGAGAGGGUUUGGUGGACACAGCUGUCAAGACAGCAGAGACUGGUUAUAUGCAGAGACGACUAGUAAAAUCCCUUGAAGACUUGUGCUCUCAGUAUGACCUGACUGUCCGGAGCUCUACUGGUGAUAUUAUCCAGUUUAUAUAUGGGGGUGAUGGACUGGACCCUGCUGCCAUGGAAGGAAAAGAUGAACCUCUUGAGUUUAAGAGAGUCUUAGACAAUGUCAAGUCUGUUUUUCCCUGUUCAAGCGAACCAGCACUAAGUACAAAUGAGCUGCUUCUGACUACUGAAUCCAUCUUGAAGAAGGCAGAGUUUCAGUCUUGCCAGGAUGCUUAUUUACAGGAAAUAAAGAAGUUUGUGAAUGGGGUAUCCGAAAAGAUAAGGAAGACCAGAGAUAAAUAUGGCAUUAAUGACAAUGGCUCCACGGAGGUAACGCCACGGGUGUUGUACCAGUUGGACAGGAAGCCUACGCAGCUAGAAAAGUUUUUGGAGACUUGUCGGGAUAAAUAUAUGAGAGCACAGAUGGAACCAGGUUCGGCCGUGGGAGCUCUCUGUGCUCAGAGCAUUGGAGAGCCAGGAACACAGAUGACCCUGAAAACGUUUCACUUUGCUGGUGUUGCUUCCAUGAACAUUACAUUGGGUGUGCCCCGUAUCAAGGAGAUCAUCAAUGCCUCAAAGAACAUUAGCACACCAAUCAUUACCGCUCAACUAGAUAUAGAUGAUGACUCUGACUUUGCUCGUCUGGUGAAAGGUAGAAUUGAGAAGACCUUACUAGGAGAGAUAUCAGAGUACAUGGAGGAGGUGUUUCUUCCUGAUGAUUGUUUCCUCCUGGUGAAGCUUUCACUGGAACGUAUCCGCUUGUUGAGGCUUGAGGUAAAUGCUGAGACUGUAAGAUACUCCAUCUGCUUGUCUAAGCUCCGCGUAAAGCCUGGAGAUAUUGCAGUUCAUGGGGAGGCUGUGUUGUGUGUUACACCAAGAGAGAAUAAUAAGAGUUCUAUGUACUAUGUCCUGCAGUCGCUGAAAGAGGAAUUGCCAAAGGUGGUGGUACAAGGCAUUCCUGAAGUGUCACGUGCUGUCAUACAUAUUGAUGAACAGAGUGGAAAAGAAAAGUACAAACUUUUGGUUGAGGGUGAUAAUCUCCGUGCUGUCAUGGCUACCCAUGGGGUUAAGGGUUCACAUACCACUUCAAACAACACCUAUGAGGUGGAAAAGACUAUUGGUAUAGAAGCUGCACGCUCCACCAUUAUAAAUGAGAUCCAGUAUACCAUGGUAAAUCAUGGGAUGAGUAUUGACAGACGUCACGUCAUGCUUCUGGCUGAUCUGAUGACUUACAAGGGAGAAGUGCUCGGUAUCACUCGCUUUGGCUUGGCCAAGAUGAAGGAAAGUGUUUUGAUGCUGGCUUCUUUUGAGAAAACUGCUGAUCAUUUGUUUGAUGCAGCCUAUUUUGGCCAGAAAGAUUCUGUUUGUGGAGUCUCCGAGUGCAUAAUUAUGGGCAUACCCAUGAACAUUGGAACUGGACUUUUUAAGCUUCUGCAUAAAGCUGACAAGGACCCUGAUCCACCCAAGAGACCCUUGAUCUUUGACAACACUGAUUUUCACCUCCCUAUCACUAGCACGUAGUUGAACGUUGUGUAAAAACACAAAACUCAAAGUGCUUUUUACUAUAACCUGUUUAUUUAUUUUCAUGAGGGAACAUAGGUAUGUUCACUUAAAGCUUGAGCUUUAAUAUUCUGAUUUAUAAAUAUACUUGUAUGUACUGUAUGCUUUUGUAAAUAAGACCUACCUACAGAAAAUGAUGCUGCUGUUAAAGUUGUAACAUAGUUAGACAUGGUGUGACAUUCAUGAAAUAUUGAGUACAUUACACGGUCUGUGUUGCAAUAUAAAUCAGUUUAAGAAAACUGGUAAAUCAUGUAAAAACAAAUGCAAUGUAUGAAUUUGUACAUUUAGUUAUUUGACAUAGACUGCAUUGUGAAUAUGUUGUGCUGGAAUAUUUAUUUAGAGUUUAUUUAAUACAUUUACACUCAAUUGUUUUGGUGAAAGAAUUGUGAUCUGCCCAUUCUCAGCUAUAUAUUGAAGGUACCUUUUUUGAGAGGGAAUUAAAAAAUUUUUGUUCUAUCCUAAGAAGGUGAAGCUGAGUUUUUGUACAUAAAGUUACUUGUUGCUAUACCAUUAUUUCAUUGAUUUACUGCGCCUUCAGAAACUUCUGGGACACCUCUUCCUCUCCUCACUACAUUUGGGGUUAUAUUUGCCAAAGGAAAAUCCACUUUGCACUACAAGUGCACUAAAAGUGCAGUCACUGUAGGUCAAAGAGGAAGAUCUAAAAUGAG
Molecule: messenger RNA, 5065 nt
Organism: Rana temporaria (common frog)
Lineage: Eukaryota; Metazoa; Chordata; Amphibia; Anura; Ranidae
Gene: POLR3A
Product: RNA polymerase III subunit A
Biological process (GO): DNA-templated transcription
Molecular function (GO): DNA binding; DNA-directed RNA polymerase activity
Source: RefSeq, a predicted model, not a curated record